AUGCCAGGAUAUAGAGCCAGCAUCCGCUACUCAGAAGAUGAAGCCUACGCGCAACAUGGCAGAAAUAUCGAGACUUUGACCCAGGAAAAGCUCAGUCAGAAGGGGGCCUCGGGAUUCUCUCUCAUGAUUUCCACCCGCAGUCUUCCUCCUAGCCAUAGUCUAACGUUUCAAGCACCAGACAACGUCUCAUUGGAAGACCUGCAGAGUGUGAAGCUGGCAGAUGGUAUCGUUAUUGGUGUUCAGUCCGUGGAUAGUUGA
Molecule: messenger RNA, 258 nt
Organism: Aspergillus ruber CBS 135680
Lineage: Eukaryota; Fungi; Ascomycota; Eurotiomycetes; Eurotiales; Aspergillaceae
Exons: 4
Coding region: 1-258 (85 amino acids)
Source: RefSeq, a predicted model, not a curated record